Molecule: messenger RNA, 804 nt
Organism: Carcharodon carcharias (great white shark)
Lineage: Eukaryota; Metazoa; Chordata; Chondrichthyes; Lamniformes; Lamnidae
Gene: fndc10
Product: fibronectin type III domain containing 10
Exons: 1
Coding region: 1-804 (267 amino acids)
Source: RefSeq, a predicted model, not a curated record
AUGCGGCCGCUGCUGCUGCUGCUGUUUCUCUGCUGUGGCUGCGAGUCCAGGCUGCAGGAAGGGGACGCGCUGAUCGGCGGCUCCUGGAAUUCCAGCCGCCCUGGGUUGGCCAGAGACCGGGGAGACGGUGCAGCGGGCAGCGGGGAGGAGGCAGCUCGAGCGGGGAGAGACUCCCAGGACACGAGCAGCCCGGAGCCGGAGGAGGAGGAGGAGGAGACGGGGAGCGGCCUGGGAGGCAGUACCUGUGCCUAUAAGGUGCUGCUGAACGGGAGAGGAGGAGGAAGCGGGCGGAUCUGUUUCAGGACCACGGACAGCGGUUUCAGCUGCGGCCCGGGCAGCUGCACUGCUUAUCGCUCCGGCCACUCGCUGGUGGCCAACGUGCUGGCCAACAGCAGCGUGUUCCUGCAGUGGAGGCCCAGGACUCUGCAGCACCUCCAGGGCUUCCAGCUCAACUGCACCUGGAGCGGCCUCUACACCCAGUUCCAGUGCGACAGUGUCCAGCUCGGGGUGGCCUGCCGGGACUACCUGGUCAGCAGCGUCCACGACAGCGUGGACUACCGCAUCUGCCUGCACACCCUGUACGGCAACCGCAGCCACCGGGACGAGGACUGCCUGCAGUUCCGAGCCGAGCCGAGCGGCAUGCAGGACAUUGUCAUCGCCAUGACCGCCGUGGGGGGCUCCAUCUGUGUGAUGUUGGUGAUCAUCUGCCUGCUGGUGGCCUACAUUACCGAGAACAUCAUGCACCCUGCCUUCCCCAGGUCCUCCUCUAAGCGGGGACACGAGGACCACAGAGUGACCACAUAA